Gilbertella persicaria is the source of this 1120-nucleotide messenger RNA. Its product is annotated as kinase-like domain-containing protein. Bases 45 to 1031 code for a protein of 328 amino acids. Lineage: Eukaryota; Fungi; Mucoromycota; Mucoromycetes; Mucorales; Choanephoraceae. Gene Ontology annotation, molecular function: ATP binding; protein kinase activity. The record is from RefSeq and is a predicted model, not a curated record. The transcript has 7 exons. Gene Ontology annotation, biological process: protein phosphorylation.
AUUCUUUCUUUCAUCACCCUUUUUUUUUUUACAGACAAGACUGUAUGAUGCUCUCAAAAGCACCUUUAAGAAAGAAGCGUAACUUUAAGAACUUAACACUUCCAAACUCGCCUGUUGUGGUUGGUUCCCCACCAUCAUCUGCUUCUCUGAAUGAAUCAACAGACAGAUCAGCCAUCAAGACUGCUACUAAUGACUAUACUCAACUGUGUGACCAACUAAGUGAGCUGGAGAUUGGUCUUGAACUACGAUUGGAUCUACGCCCUGAAGAUUUUAAGUCAAUAGAUGAGCUUGGAAGAGGAAACGGCGGGACCGUAUCAAAAGUGCUGCAUAUCAGAACAAAUACAGUCAUGGCAAGAAAGAUUGUGCAUAUUGAUGCUAAUAUGAAUGUAAGAAAGCAAAUAAUGCGUGAAUUACAGUUCAUGCACGAUUGCAAUUCAAAACAUAUUGUAAGUUUCUACGGUGCUUUUAUGAAUGGAGGAGAUAUCUCAAUUUGUAUGGAGUACAUGGAUGCGGGCUCACUUGAUCAAAUCUAUAAAAAACAUGGUCCUUUUCCUCUAGAUGUCUUGAAGAAAGUGGCGUAUGCAAUUGUAGAUGGCUUAAUAUACCUUUAUGACGAACAUCGUAUUAUUCAUAGAGAUUUGAAGCCUUCCAAUGUCUUGGUCAAUUCACAAGGUCAAAUUAAGCUAUGUGAUUUUGGUGUUUCUGGUCAAUUGAUCAAUUCAGUAGCAGACACAUUUGUUGGAACAAGUUCAUAUAUGAGUCCGGAAAGGAUUAUGGGGUCUCCUUACUCAGUCAAGUCCGAUGUCUGGUCUUUAGGUAUCACAUUGAUGGAAUUAGCUUUAGGAAGGUUCCCUUUCCCUCCUGAAGGAACACCUUUGUCUAUCUUUGAAUUGCUUCAGCACAUUGUACAUGAACCUGUACCUGUAUUCCCUCCCAACAAAGAAUAUCCUUCUGACUUGACAGACUUUGUUGCUUUAUGGUAUGGAUAUGUUUGUUUAGAUUAUGUUCUCAUUUUGUUUAUAUUAGUUUAACCAAGGAUGUUAAAGAAAGAGCCACACCCAAUGAUCUAAUGAAUCAUCAGUACCUCGUCUCUGCUGCUACAGAAAAAGUAGAUCUCAUU